AGUGCUCCACUCCUAUUCACACCACGUGACUAUCGUCCGCCAUUUUUGGUCCGGGGUUUGAAACGUUACCGCGUCUGAAAGUGAUUGUGUUGAACUCGUGUCAACGUCUAAAGUGAGUUCACCUGGUAUUGACACAAUUCCCCAACGGUUGGAGACAUGAUGAGACACGGUGAACUAAAAUGAAGCACGAGAACUAGUCGAAUUCGACAAGAAUAUGAGGUCUUGAAUCGUACAAAAAUCCCCAUGACCAGGACUUGGAUGAAGAUGUGUCUGCACACUCUGCUGUUCUGAUGAAGAGUUCUUCUUCACCCUCCUCUUCACUACUGGAGAGAUGCGGUUUGAAAAGACGUCGGGGGGAGCAGAGGGGGAGACACUUUAAAGACGCGCGCUCUGGUCAUUUCAUCCUGACUGACAGACAGACGUGAGGCGAGAAGAGGACCCGAGUCCAGACUCUGAGAAACCAUCUUUACUGAUCCGGUUUCCUGAAGCUCCACGGACUGAAGUGCUGACCAACUAUGAGAGAUUCUUCUGCGCGUAAUUACGCACGGACUCGUUGUUUAUUUGGCUGCGUUUGCGCGUAAACGAUGCUGGAUCCCAAGAAGUGCGGAGUGACGAUGACGUCCAGUCAUAGGAUUUCCUUCUCCAUCAUAGAUAUUUUGGAUCCCAACAAAUUUAACAGCAGAAGAGCGAACGAACUUUCCAGAGAUACGGAGAAGUUUUCCUGCCCACACGCAGAAGAAAGAAGUUUGGAGUCGGACUGCAGCACAGAAGACGGAGAGGAGCUGACGAAAACAGGCGAUGACAAAAGAAAUGACACUUCAGCCUCCAGGCAUCAAACAGUUCUUGCUGACCCUCUGCAGUCCUCGGACCCAGAAGAACCCUGCCCCCUUGGAGGCCAGGAUGAUGGAGAAUCUACGGUCACCCCGGAUCAGACCCCUUCCAUGCACAAGCGUCGGCGCUCGGACCAAGGCUGUGCCAAACCGCGACGGGCCAGGACGGCCUUCACGUAUGAACAACUGGUGGCUCUGGAGAACAAAUUCCGGGCAACUCGGUACCUGUCUGUGUGUGAGAGACUAAACUUGGCCCUGUCCCUGAGUCUGACCGAGACCCAGGUGAAAAUCUGGUUCCAGAACAGAAGGACCAAGUGGAAAAAACAGAACCCCGGGGCGGACAGUACACUGCAGCCCGGGUCCAAAUCCCUUGUCAGUGUCAGUCCGAAUCCGACCACGUGUGGGUCGAGCCCUGCCGGCUUUCACCAAACUUUCCCAAACUUCAGCCCUGGAAAUGUGAUCUUCCACACAGCCGGUGCUGUUCCACUUACAUCCACUGGGGGGCUCCUGCACCCCUUCAUGUCCAAUGGGUUCGUGCAGCCCACUUAUUUUAACCCACAUCUAUGAAAGAAGCCACAGCUUUGGACCAUGACAAAAACGACUUUGACCUCAUGCAUCAUACAAGGAGAAAAUGCAAACGUUUGAACUAAACGAAUACGAUUCGACUGUUCGACUGUAUAAAAACGAAUACAGCUAAUUCUUGCAAUCACCUGCUUCAAUGUAAUCAAACCCAGAUGUUCACCACUCUGUACUGAUCGUGUGUCAUCAUCCUAUAACGUGUCACUCUGUCUUGAAGGUUUUACAUUUGUUGCCAUAACAUGCAAACGUAUAAUUGUAACUUAAUAAAAAUUUAAU
Cynoglossus semilaevis (tongue sole) is the source of this 1685-nucleotide messenger RNA. It is a transcript of the gene nkx1-2a, whose product is annotated as NK1 transcription factor related 2-like,a. The coding region runs from base 585 to 1397 and encodes 270 amino acids. Gene Ontology annotation, molecular function: RNA polymerase II cis-regulatory region sequence-specific DNA binding; DNA-binding transcription factor activity, RNA polymerase II-specific. Gene Ontology annotation, cellular component: nucleus. NCBI's taxonomy places the organism in Eukaryota, Metazoa, Chordata, Actinopteri, Pleuronectiformes, Cynoglossidae. The record is from RefSeq and is a predicted model, not a curated record. The transcript is spliced from 5 exons. Gene Ontology annotation, biological process: regulation of transcription by RNA polymerase II; cell differentiation.